GUUAGGAGGUAGGUAGGUAGGUACAUCUAUUGGUACCUGUCUGGCAACUAGGCGGCAGGGCAGUCACGUAAUGGAGGUGGGCUGGCCAACCCUUUCCCGCCUGAGACUGAGAGCUUCCACCCGAUCUGCUGCUCCCCAAGAGCUUGCGCAAAGCUCAAACUCCAUCCGCCACUCCCACUUCGACGUCCACCACAACCUCAGCGUCACCGUUUCUCGUCUUACCCGUCCAACUUUCGCCGACUCUUACCUUGUCCCGCCCCCAGCGACAGCUGAAGGCUACCGAGUCUACGAUAUAAGCAUUGCUAAAUUAAUAUCGGCUACCGGGCGGCGUCCUUUCGACGAUAUCUCGAGCAGCACCACCGGGGCCCUCCUUUUUCCCUGACCUCUUUCUCACUUGUAUCUGCGCUCCGGACCUGCCACCGUCGACUACCAUGGCGCCGAACAGCGACCAGAACAAACCGGCCGACAAAGGGAAGGGCAAAGCCGUUGACAGCCAAGCUAAAGAUGGGCAACCUCCAGUUAACGGCAAGGAGGAAGGGGACAAGGUCGAUUCCACCGAGGAGCUGAGCGAAGAAGACCAGCAACUGAAAACCGAACUCGAUAUGAUUGUUGAGCGGUUAACUGAGCCUGAUGCUACUCUCUACAAAGCCUCGUUGGAGGCUAUGAAAACCUUCAUCAAGACCUCGACAUCCUCGAUGACGGCGGUACCGAAACCUCUCAAGUUCCUUAGACCCCACUACGAGACCAUGACACAGCUUUAUGACCAGUGGCCCGAAGGUGAUGACAAAUCGUCACUAGCAGACGUUCUGUCAGUCAUAGGCAUGACCUUCUCAGACGAAGACCGUCAAGAUACCCUCAAGUACCGCCUGCUAUCACCGACUCAGGACAUCGGGUCAUGGGGCCACGAAUACGUGCGCCACCUGGCCCUGGAAAUUGGUGAGGUAUACGGCAAGAGGGUCACUACGGAAGAGCCUGUCAAGGACUUGGUGGAUCUUGCCCUGGUCCUUGUUCCGUUAUUUCUCAAGAGCAAUGCAGAGGCCGACGCGGUGGAUCUCAUGAGUGAGCUCGAAAUUAUCGAGGAGCUGCCAAACUUCGUCGACGAGAACACAUACUCUCGUGUCUGUUUGUACCUUGUCAGCAUGGUCAACCUCCUAACCUACCCAGAUAACGAGCAAUUCCUUCGAACUGCCCACGACAUCUACAAGACUUACAACGAGCUUACCCAAGCCAUGGGAAUUGCCAUCAGGCUGAACGAUCUGGACUUGAUUACGGCUGACUUCGUGUCCACCGAUGACCCGGCUUUGAAAAAGCAAAUGGGUUUUUUGAUCGGCCGCCAAAAGAUAUGGGUCGAUGUUGUUGAUAACCAUCUGUCGGAUGAAGACAUGCAAGAAACUGAGGAAGCCAUCUGCAACAUCAAGCUAUCCGAGUACUUCAAGACGCUAGGCAAGGAAUUGAAUAUUCUCGAGCCCAAAACCACUGAAGAUAUCUACAAAAGCCACCUCGAAAGCAGCCGAGUCGCCGGCAUGACGAACCUCGACUCCGCACGGCACAAUCUUGCCGCUGCAUUUGUCAAUGCAUUCGUCAAUGCCGGCUUUGGCAAGGACAAGAUGAUGCUUGUUGCGCAAGAUAAAGAAAGCUGGGUUUGGAAAACCAAGGACGAGGGCAUGAUGUCAACGGUUGCUUCGCUCGGCACUCUUCUCAUGUGGGACGUGGAGAGCGGGCUAGAUAAGACUGAUAAGUAUACCUACGCCUCGGAGCCUCAGAUUAUGGCUGGUGCUAUGCUAGCCAUCGGUAUUAUGACGUCUGGCGUGCGUCUGGAUAGCGACCCAGCCCUGGCCCUGCUGGGGGACGCAGACAGACUGGAGCAUAAAAGCCCCCUAGUGCGGGUCGCCGCCAUCAUGGGCCUUGGUCUCUCUUAUGCCGGUUCUCAUAAGGAGGAGUUGCUCGACGUUCUACUGCCUAUCGUUGCCAACCCCGAUAACGACAUGCAGAUCUCUGCAAUGGCAGCACUAUCUUGCGGCAUGGUUUUCGUUGGUUCCGGCAAUCCUGGUGUCAGUGAGGAAUUGAUGGGAGUUCUCCUGGAUGAGGACCGUGGGAAUCAGCUUUCCGAUAAAUGGAUCCGUUUCCUAGCCCUUGGCCUCGGGCUUCUCUUUUUCGGCCGUCAGGAAGAAGUCGACGUCAUCUUGGAGACGCUCAAGGCGGUUCCCCACCCCAUGAGUCGACCAACCGCCAUCCUCGCGGAAGUCUGUGCCUGGGCGGGUACCGGUGCUGUGCUCAAGAUCCAAGAAUUGUUGCAUAUCUGCAACGAGCACAUCGAGGCGGAGUCGGAUGAGAAGAAGAGCGAAGAAUUGACGCAGAUGUAUGCGGUUCUCGGAAUCGCUCUAGUCGCCAUGGGCGAGGACGUCGGACAAGAAAUGGUGUUGCGGCAAUUUGGCCAUCUGAUGCAUUACGGCGAGGCAAACAUUCGGCGCGUCGUGCCCCUGGCCAUGGGUCUCGUCAGCCCUAGCAACCCGCAAAUGAAGGUCUACGACACGUUAUCCCGAUACAGUCAUGAUAACGACAACGACGUCGCAAUAAAUGCAAUUUUUGCCAUGGGUCUUCUAGGCGCUGGAACAAACAACGCCCGAUUGGCCCAGCUCCUACGACAAUUAGCCAGUUACUACCACCGGGAUCAGGAGUCACUCUUCAUGGUCCGCAUCGCGCAAGGUCUACUGCAUAUGGGCAAGGGUACAAUGACCCUCAACCCCUUCCACACCGAUCGGCAGAUCCUAUCACGAGUGGCCACUUCCGGGUUGCUCGCUGUUCUUGUCGCCAUGAUAGAUGCCAAGCAGUUUAUCACUUCCAAUUCUCACUAUCUUCUAUACUUCCUUGUUACCGCCAUGCAUCCUCGCUUUCUCGUCACACUUGACGAAAACCUUAAGCCGCUGACAGUCAAUGUGCGCGUCGGUCAGGCCGUUGACGUUGUUGGCCAGGCCGGCCGACCCAAGACUAUUACGGGAUGGCAGACGCAGAGCACCCCCGUGCUGCUGGCGUAUGGGGAGCGAGCAGAGCUCGAAGACGAGGAGUAUAUAAGCCUUAGCAAUACGCUCGAGGGUCUAGUUAUUCUCCGUAAGAACCCGGAUUGGGAGGACGGGAAAUGAAGUAGGGGCUAUGACUAGUGGCAGCGGCCUUACCUGGAAUUGCCCUAGAGUUCAACAGGCAGCGGACGAAAAUGUACUAUUAAACAAGCAAUACAGCGCCAGGCAUCGCAGAUAGAGAGCGACGUGGCUUGGUUUCCCUCAAUAGAUGACGGGAACUGUCGGGCCCCAGGGUUUUUAACGUUUCAAUGCGUGUGGUCUCUACCUGAGGAUUGUUCACCCCAACCUGCAUGCAUCAACAUACCUAUCAAUUUCCAUCCUAACCUCAGGAUAACAUUUGCAAAGACAAAUAAAAUAUAAGGGCUAGCUUGCUAGCCCUAUUUCUAUGACAAGGAUCGUACCUGUAAUCCAUGUCCCGCGUCACCUCUUCGGCGGCCUACCGUUCUUGGCCCUCUGCUUCUCCUUGAGUACCCUCGCCUUGCGAAUGUCAUCCGCAUUCUUUAUCUCCUUCCGGCUGCCGCCGCCGUCCCGGAAGCGCCCCACGCGUUUCUCCCGGGCCUCGGCCACGCGCUUCUUGCGCGCGUAAUAGUCGUCACGGUACUUGUCGGCCUCCUUGGGCGCCUUCUGCUGCCUGUGACGGUAGUGCUUGGCGGGGUCGGAGGAGGCGGGCAGGGUCGCCGCGCCGCGCCUCUCGGGCUCGCCGGGGCGCGGGGCGC
Molecule: messenger RNA, 3793 nt
Organism: Durotheca rogersii
Lineage: Eukaryota; Fungi; Ascomycota; Sordariomycetes; Xylariales; Xylariaceae
Product: 26S proteasome regulatory complex, non-ATPase subcomplex, Rpn1 subunit
Exons: 4
Coding region: 432-3140 (902 amino acids)
Biological process (GO): proteasome-mediated ubiquitin-dependent protein catabolic process; regulation of protein catabolic process
Cellular component (GO): proteasome storage granule; nucleus; proteasome regulatory particle, base subcomplex
Molecular function (GO): enzyme regulator activity
Source: RefSeq, a predicted model, not a curated record